Messenger RNA from Paramisgurnus dabryanus, 17032 nucleotides. The record is from RefSeq and is a predicted model, not a curated record. Lineage: Eukaryota; Metazoa; Chordata; Actinopteri; Cypriniformes; Cobitidae.
CAGAGCAGGUACUUGAUCACCAUGGGGACCACGAGGAUGUCCCAGAAAUGGAUGCUGAGAUGGGCUGUAUUACUAAUAGGGCUGCAGUCAACACAAGCUGAUUUUAUUGAAGAUUAUGGACGUACAGAAGAUAUGGACAAUGGCUGGCAAACAACAGUGUUUCCCACCCCGACUGUGAUGAUAACUACAGCCGGACCAGAUCCUCGUCAUCUAUCCACAAUCUGCAGCACAUGGGGAAAUUUCCACUUCAAGACAUUUGAUGGUCAUUUCUUUCAAAUGGCUGACACAUGUGACUACGUUCUGGCGGUGAUGUGCGACACAACUGCAUCUGAUUUUAACAUCCAAAUGCAAAGAAAGAUUGUGAAUGGCUCAGCCACUUUUAAGUCAGUCACUAUACAGCUGCAGGGGACGGUCAUCAAACUCAGUGAUGGCAAAAUACUCAUGGACGACCAAGAGUUAACUAUUCCAACCUUUGAACAUGGAAUUAAAAUCGAGGGAAGCUCAUCAAGUGUAAAGAUUUCUAAACAAAAUGGAGUCACUAUCUUUUGGGAAGAGGCGCAGUCUUUACUGAUUGAACUUCCUGAGAAAUACCGAGGGCAGACUUGCGGACUUUGUGGAAACUUCAAUGGCAACCAAGUCGAUGAUAUUAGUUAUGAUCUGGCCGCAUGGAAGUUGGCUACAGUAGAAUCCUGCGAAGAUGUCACACUUCCCCAAGACGAUCAGUGUGAAAGCAAGGGACACGUUUGUCAAGAGUAUCUCAGCAGUUCAGGGUUAUAUGACUGUCGCCACGUGUUGGACUUAAGUUACUUUGAGAAAGCCUGCGCAGAUGACCUGUGUCAGUGUCACGGCAACCAAGACUGUAUCUGCAACACGCUUACAGAAAUAUCACGACAGUGCACACAUGCUGGUGGCAAGCCAGGAACAUGGAGAACAGAGGAAUUAUGUCCAGCAAAAAAAUGUCCACCAAACAUGGUAUACAUGGAGUGUGCUGGCCCAUGCAAAAAUACUUGCUCGGAUCCAGGUGGAAGUCCGCAGUGUACAGAACACUGUGUAGAUGGCUGUUUCUGCCCUGAGGGCACUGUGGAAGACAACAUUGGUAACAGUGGUUGCAUUCCCGUAAACAAAUGUCCAUGUAUGCAUGACGGCACAAUAUACCAGACUGGAGAGUCAUACGAGCAAGCGUGUAAACAAUGCGAGUGUGCUGCUGGACGCUGGAGUUGCACGAAUCUGGAAUGUCCUGGAAUCUGCUCUGUUGUGGGAGGCUCUCACAUCACCACCUAUGAUGGAAAAACCUUCAGCUUUAAUGGCAACUGUGACUACAUCCUCACUAAGCACUCUAAUGACAGUGACAUCGCUGUUAUUGGAAAUCUGGCAAUGUGUGAUUUGAUGAGAACAGGCACGUGUUUGAAUUCUGUUACUAUUGUCAUCUCCGGGACCACCAUUAGUUUUUCAUCCAGUGGGACUGUCACACUAAACGGAAACAGUCCAUAUGAUCUUCCAGUGUCCACAGAACAAGUAGUCAUCUUUCAGCCCUCUUCUUCCUUCAUUAUCGCUGAUAUGAAGAGUCUUCGUGUGGAGAUUCAACUGUCUCCAAUUAUGCAGUUGUAUAUUGUAGCCAGCACUACAGAGAAAGGCAAAAUGAGUGGUCUGUGUGGGAACUAUAACGAUAUCCAAAAAGAUGACUUUAAAACAGCUUCAGGCAUUAUUGAAGGAACACCAACAACCUUUGUCAACUUUUGGAAAAAAGUAUACAGUUGUUCAGAUGUUGAAAACACAUUUGAUAACCCCUGCAGUCUAAGUGUGGACACAGAGAAACUUGCAAAAGACUGGUGUUCGCGUCUCACAGACCCAAAUGGAACCUUUUCCUCUUGUCAUUCAGAAAUAUGUCCAGAGAAAUAUUAUACAAACUGUGUUUAUGACACCUGUAAGUGUGCUGAUGUCGGCAACUGUUACUGUGCGGCCCUCUCCGCCUAUGCCCAUGCAUGCGCCGCAAGAGGGAUCAUUCUCCAGGGCUGGCUGGAUUCAUACUCCUGCGACAAAUAUUCCAAGUGUUCAGACCAUAUGAAGUACUCUUACAGCGUCACCAGUUGUAGCAACACCUGCCGUUCUCUCAGUGGAAAGGACCACACCUGCAAAGUGUUUACACCUGUAGAAGGCUGCAUUUGUCCCGAGGAUACCUAUCUUAACGAUGCAGGCAGCUGUGUGCAUGCUGACCAGUGCCCUUGUUACUAUGACAACAAGGUCAUAGACCCAUCAGGAUCUUUAAACAUAGAUGGUUUUAAAUGCACCUGCACUCAUGGCAUGUUACACUGCUCCAGUCAUCAAGACUGUGUUGAUCCAAUGGUCUAUUUCAACUGCUCCAGUGAACCUGGACAAAAAGGCACAGAGUGUCAGAGGACAUGUCAGAACCAAGACCCAAACAACUGUGUGAGCACAGGGUGUGUAUCAGGUUGUAUGUGCCCAGAUGGCUUUCUGGUUGAUGGUAAUGGUGGAUGUGUGAAGAAGCAAGACUGCCAGUGUACCCACAAUGGAGUAAACUACUCACCUGGGGAGCAGGUUCAACAAGAUUGUAACAACUGCACAUGCAAAAAUGGUAUGUGGGCUUGUACAGAAAAUGAAUGUUACGGCACCUGUACCAUCUAUGGUGAAGGUCAUUUUAGGACUUUUGAUGGCAAGAGAUAUUCUUACUACGGAACUUGCCAAUACAUCUUGGCACAGGAUCACUGCGAUGUACAGAGCAGUUCCUCCUUCAGCCUUGUAACUGAGAACAUCCCAUGUGAAAGCACCAACUCCAUUUGCUCCACAUCCAUCAGUCUGGUUGUUGGGAGAUUCACAAUAAUCUUAGGGUCUGGAGAUAAGGUCAAAGUUGUUGAAGGAAAUGGAACUGAUCACAAAUAUCAAAUCUAUUCUGCUGGGAUAUAUACUGUCAUAGAGGUAGAAAAAAUGUUAAACUUAAUUUGGGAUCGCAAAACAAGCCUUAUGCUUCAACUCCAUCAGAAUCUAAAGGGCGAAGUGUGUGGACUGUGUGGAAACUUUGACGGCAACGCCAAUAAUGACAUUGUGAAAAAAGAUGGAGAAGAGGUCACUGAUGUGGUGGUGUUUGGAAAUAGCUGGAAAGUGAGUGCAAGCUGCCCAGAAGUGAACAGUUUGAUAAACCCCUGUGAGAAAAACCCUCACCGGAGUGCCUGGGCUCAGAGGAAAUGCAGCCACAUUACAAGCAAUGUCUUUACAGAUUGCCAUUCACUAGUGGACUCUGCCCCAUACUAUGAUGCCUGUGUGAGGGACACCUGUGCAUGUGAUUCUGGGGGAGAUUGUGAUUGUUUGUGUACAGCAUUGUCUGCUUAUGCUGCUGAAUGCCGUAAAAGGGGAGCUUGCGUGACAUGGCGCAGCCAAGAAUUUUGUCCUUUAUUCUGUGACUACUACAAUGGUGAUGAAGAAUGUGUGUGGCACUAUGAAAACUGUAGCUCAACCUGCAUGAAAACCUGCAAAAACCGCUUAGGAGAAUGUUCUAAAAAUGCAAAACAAAUACCUCGCCUUGAAGGAUGUUUUCCUCAGUGCCCUUCAGACAGGCCAUAUUUCAGGGAGGACAUUAUGAAAUGUGUUCCGGAGAUUACAUGUGACUAUUGUUUAUAUGACAAUGAGCUCUAUCCCCCUGGAACUGUACUUUACAGCACCAAUGAUGGAAGUGAUACUUGUUUCAGUGGGACAUGUUUAUCAAAUGGGGAAAUUGAAAGACAUAUUUUUAAAUGCAUACAUACACCAACUCCCACACCUUUCAUUUUUUCAACUACAACUGUCACCACUACACCCACAACAACAAAGACAUCUAUGACCACAACAACAGAAACACCAACGACAACAACAACUACUGAAACACCCACAACAACAGAGACACCAACAACAACAACCACUCCUACAACAACAACUACUGAAACACCAACCCCCACAACACCAGAGACAACAACAUCCACAAUCACUCCUACAUCAACAACAACUACUGAAACACCAACACCCUGUUACCCGAACAUCUGUAACUGGUCACCCUGGAUUGACAGCAACCCACCCAGUACAGAACCUUAUGGGUUUGAAACAGAAUCCAUCGAUAAAUUGUGGAAAUCAGAACAAAUUUCCUGUCAGAACCCUGAAGAUAUUGAAUGUAGAGCAGUAGAUUAUUCAGGACAAUCCUUGGAAUCUUUAGGACAAAAAGUGUAUUGCAAUACAUCCUUUGGACUGACAUGUUCAAAUAGGGAAAAUAUAAAUUUGAACAGCAUACCACCACUCUGUUAUAAUUAUGAAAUACGUGUAAAAUGUUGUAAUUCUUGCCCAACACCAGAGACAACAACAUCCACAACCACUCCUACAACGACAACUACUGAAACACCAACCCCCACAACACCAGAGACAACAACAUCCACAACCACUCCUACAACAACUACUGUAACACCAACACCAACAGAGACAACAACAUCCACAACCACUCUUACAACAACAACUACUGAAACACCAACCCCCACAACACCAGAGACAACAACAUCCACAACCACUCCUACAACAACUACUGUAAUACCAACCCCCACAACACCAGAAACAACAACAUACACAACCACUCCUACAACGACAACUACUGAAACACCAACCCCCACAACAACAGAGACAACAACAUCCACAACCACUCCUUCAACAACUACUGUAACACCAACACCUAUAACACCAGAGACAACAACAUCCACAACCACUCCUACACCAACAACUGUAACACCAACACCAACAGAGACAACAACAUCCACAACAACUACUGAAACACCAACCCCCACAACACCAGAGAAAACAACAUCCACCACCACUCCUACAACAACUACUGUAACACCAACCCCCACAACACCAGAAACAACAACAUCCACAACCACUCCUACAACUACUGAAACACCAACACCCACAACACCAGAGACAACAACAUCCACAACGACUCCUACAACAACAACUACUGAAACACCAACACCCUGUUACCCCAACAUCUGUAAAUGGUCACCCUGGAUUGACAGCAACCCACCCAGUACAGAACCUUAUGGGUUUGAAACAGAAUCCAUCGAUAAAUUGUGGAAAUCAGAACAAAUUUCCUGUCAGAACCCUGAAGAUAUUGAAUGUAGAGCAGUAGAUUAUUCAGGACAAUCCUUGGAAUCUUUAGGACAAAAAGUGUAUUGCAAUACAUCCUUUGGACUGACAUGUUCAAAUAGAGAAAAUUUAAAUUUGAACAGCAUACCACCACUCUGUUAUAAUUAUGAAAUACGUGUAAGUUGUUGUAAUUCUUGCCCAACACCAGAGACAACAACAUCCACAACAACUCCUACAACAACAACUACUGAAACACCAACACCCUCAACACCAGAAACAACAACAUCCACAACCACUCCUACAACAACAACUACUGAAACACCAACACCCACAACACCAGAGACAACAACAUCCACAACCACUCCUACAACAACUACUGUAACACCAACACCAACAGAGACAACAACAUCCACAACCACUCCUACAACAACAACUACUGAAACACCAACACCCACAACAACAGAGACAACAACAUCCACAACCACUCCUACAACAACAACUACUGAAACACCAACCCCCACAACACCAGAAACCACAACAUCCACAACCACUCAUACAACAACUACUGUAACACCAACACCAACAGAGACAACAACAUCCACAACCACUCCAACAACAACAACUACUGAAACACCCACAACACCAGAGACAACAACAUCCACAACCACUCCUACAACAACUACUGUAACACCAACACCAACAGAGACAACAACAUCCACAACCACUCCUACAACAACAACUACUGAAACACCAACACCCACAACAACAGAGACAACAACAUCCACAACCACUCCUACAACAACAACUACUGAAACACCAACCCCCACAACACCAGAAACCACAACAUCCACAACCACUCCUACAACAACUACUGUAACACCAACAGAGACAACAACAUCCACAACCACUCCUACAACAACAACUACUGAAACACCAACACCCACAACAACAGAGACAUCAACAUCCACAACCACUCCUACAACAACAACUACUGAAACACCAACCCCCACAACACCAGAAACAACAACAUCCACAACCACUCCUACAACAACUACUGUAACACCAACAGCAACAGAGACAACAACAUCCACAACCACUCCUACAACAACAACUACUGAAACACCAACACCCACAACACCAGAGACAACACCAUCCACAACCACUCCAACAACUACUGAAACACCAACACCCACAACACCAGAGACAACAACAUCCACAACCACUCCUACAACAACAACUACUGAAACACCAACACCCUGUUACCCCAACAUCUGUAAAUGGUCACCCUGGAUUGACAGCAACCCACCCAGUACAGAACCUUAUGGGUUUGAAACAGAAUCCAUCGAUAAAUUGUGGAAAUCAGAACAAAUAUCCUGUCCGAACCCUGAAGAUAUUGAAUGUAGAGCAGUAGAUUAUUCAGGACAAUCCUUGGAAUCUUUAGGACAAAAAGUGUAUUGCAAUACAUCCUUUGGACUGACAUGUUCAAAUAGAGAAAAUUUAAAUUUGAACAGCAUACCACCACUCUGUUAUAAUUAUGAAAUACGUGUAAGAUGUUGUAAUUCUUGCCCAACACCAGAGACAACAACAUCCACAACAACUCCUACAACAACAACUACUGAAACAACAACCCCCACAACAUCAGAGACAACACCAUCCACAACCACUCCUACAACAACUACUGUAACACCAACAGAGACAACAACAUCCACAACCACUCCUACAACAACUACUGUAACACCAACACCAACAGAGACAACAACAUCCACAACCACUCCUACAACAACAACUACUGAAACACCAACACCCACAACAACAGAGACAACAACAUCCACAACCACUCCAACAACUACUGAAACACCAACACCCACAACACCAGAGACAACAACAUCCACAACCACUCCUACAACAACAACUACUGAAACACCAACACCCUGUUACCCCAACAUCUGUAAAUGGUCACCCUGGAUUGACAGCAACCCACCCAGUACAGAACCUUAUGGGUUUGAAACAGAAUCCAUCGAUAAAUUGUGGAAAUCAGAACAAAUAUCCUGUCAGAACCCUGAAGAUAUUGAAUGUAGAGCAGUAGAUUAUUCAGGACAAUCCUUGGAAUCUUUAGGACAAAAAGUGUAUUGCAAUACAUCCUUUGGACUGACAUGUUCAAAUAGAGAAAAUUUAAAUUUGAACAGCAUACCACCACUCUGUUAUAAUUAUGAAAUACGUGUAAGAUGUUGUAAUUCUUGCCCAACACCAGAGACAACAACAUCCACAACAACUCCUACAACAACAACUACUGAAACACCAACCCCCACAACAUCAGAGACAACACCAUCCACAACCACUCCUACAACAACUACUGUAACACCAACACCAACAGAGACAACAACAUCCACAACCACUCCUACAACAACUACUGUAACACCAACACCAACAGAGACAACAACAUCCACAACCACUCCUACAACAACAACUACUGAAACACCAACACCCUCAACACCAGAGACAACAACAUCCACAACCACUCCUACAACAACAACUACUGAAACACCAACACCCACAACACCAGAGACAACAACAUCCACAACCACUCCUACAACAACUACUGUAACACCAACACCUACAGAGACAACAACAUCCACAACCACUCCUACAACAACAACUACUGAAACACCAACCCCCACAACACCAGAAACCACAACAUCCACAACCACUCCUACAACAACUACUGUAACACCAACACCAACAGAGACAACAACAUCCACAACCACUCCUACAACAACAACUACUGAAACACCAACACCCACAACACCAGAGACAACACCAUCCACAACCACUCCUACAACAACAACGACUGAAACACCAACCCCCACAACACCAGAGACAACAACAUCCACAACCACUCCUACAACAACUACUGUAACACCAACACCAACAGAGACAACAACAUCCACAACCACUCCUACAACAACAACUACUGAAACACCAACCCCCACAACACCAAAGACAACAACAUCCACAGCCACUCCUACAACAACAACUGAAACACCAACACCCACAACACCAGAGACAACAACAUCCACAACCACUCCUACAACAACUACUGUAACACCAACACCAACAGAGACAACAACAUCCACAACCACUCCUACAACAACAACUACUGAAACACCAACACCCACAACACCAGAGACAACACCAUCUACAACCACUCCUACAACUACUGAAACACCAACACCCACAACACCAGAGACAACAACAUCCACAACCACUCCUACAACAACUACUGUAACACCAACAACACCAGAGACAACAACAUCCACAACCACUCCUACAUCAACAACAACAACAACUACUGAAACACCAACACCCUGUUACCCCAACAUCUGUAACUGGUCACUCUGGAUUGACAGCAACCCACCCAGUACAGAACCUUAUGGGUUUGAAACAGAAUCCAUCGAUAAAUUGUGGAAAUCAGAACAAAUUUCCUGUCAGAACCCUGAAGAUAUUGAAUGUAGAGCAGUAGAUUAUCCAGAACAAUCCUUGGAAUCUUUAGGACAAAAAGUGUAUUGCAAUACAUCCUUUGGACUGACAUGUUCAAAUAGGGAAAAUUUAAAUUUGAACAGCAUACCACCACUCUGUUAUAAUUAUGAAAUACGUGUAAAAUGUUGUAAUUCUUGCCCAACACCAGAGACAACAACAUCCACAACCACUCCUACAACAACAACUACUGAAACACCAACCCCCACAACAUCAGAGACAACAACAUCCACAACCACUCCUACAACAACUACUGUAACACCAACACCAACAGAGACGACAACAUCCACAACCACUCCUACAACAACAACUACUGAAACACCAACCCCCACAACACCAAAGACAACAACAUCCACAGCCACUCCUACAACAACAACUGAAACACCAACACCCACAACACCAGAGACAACAACAUCCACAACCACUCCUACAACAACAACUGAAACACCAACACCCACAACACCAGAGACAACAACAUCCACAACCACUCCUACAACAACUACUGUAACACCAACACCAACAGAGACAACAACAUCCACAACCACUCCUACAACAACAACUACUGAAACACCAACACCCACAACACCAGAGACAACACCAUCUACAACCACUUCUACAACUACUGAAACACCAACACCCACAACACCAGAGACAACAACAUCCACAACCACUCCUACAACAACUACUGUAACACCAACACCAACAGAGACAACAACAUCCACAACCACUCCUACAACAACAACUACUGAAACACCAACCCCCACAACACCAGAGACAACAACAUCCACAACCACUCCUACAUCAACAACAACAACAACAACUACUGAAACACCAACACCCUGUUACCCCAACAUCUGUAACUGGUCACUCUGGAUUGACAGCAACCCACCCAGUACAGAACCUUAUGGGUUUGAAACAGAAUCCAUCGAUAAAUUGUGGAAAUCAGAACAAAUUUCCUGUCAGAACCCUGAAGAUAUUGAAUGUAGAGCAGUAGAUUAUUCAGGACAAUCCUUGGAAUCUUUAGGACAAAAAGUGUAUUGCAAUACAUCCUUUGGACUGACAUGUUCAAAUAGGGAAAAUUUAAAUUUGAACAGCAUACCACCACUCUGUUAUAAUUAUGAAAUACGUGUAAAAUGUUGUAAUUCUUGCCCAACACCAGAGACAACAACAUCCACAACCACUCCUACAACAACAACUACUGAAACACCAACCCCCACAACACCAGAGACAACAACAUCCACAACCACUCUUACAACAACUACUGAAACACCAACACCCACAACACCAGAGACAACAACAUCCACAACCACUCCUACACCAACAACUACUGAAACACCAACACCCACAACUCCAGAGACAACAACAUCCACAACCAGUCCUACAACAACAACUACUGAAACACCAACCCCCACAACACCAGAGACAACAACAUCCACAACCACUCCUACAACAACAACUACUGAAACACCAACCCCCACAACAUCAGAGACAACAACAUCCACAACCACUCUUACAACAACUAAUGUUACACCAACACCUAUAACACCAGAGACAACAACACCCACAACCACUCCUUCAACAACAACUACUGAAACACCAACACCCACAACACCAGAGACAACAACACCCACAACCACUCCUACAACAACUACUGUAACACCAACCCCCACAACACCAGAAACAACAACAUCCACAACCACUCCUACAACUACUGAAACACCAACACCCACAACACCAGAGACAACAACAUCCACAACGACUCCUACAACAACAACUACUGAAACACCAACCCCCACAACACCAGAAACAACAACAUCCACAACCACUCCUACAACAACUACUGUAACACCAACACCAACAGAGACAACAACAUCCACAACCACUCCUACAACAACAACUACUGAAACACCAACCCCCACAACACCAGAGACAACAACAUCCACAACCACUCCUACAACAACUACUGUAACACCAACACCAACAGAGACAACAACAUCCACAACCACUGCUACAACAACAACUACUGAAACACCAACCCCCACAACACCAAAGACAACAACAUCCACAGCCACUCCUACAACAACAACUGAAACACCAACACCCACAACACCAGAGACAACAACAUCCACAACCACUCCUAGAACAACUACUGUAACACCAACACCAACAGAGACAACAACUUCCACAACCACUCCUACAACAACUACUGUAACACCAACACCAACAGAGACAACAACAUCCACAACCACUCCUACAUCAACAACAACAACAACUACUGAAACACCAACACCCUGUUACCCCAACAUCUGUAACUGGUCACUCUGGAUUGACAGCAACCCACCCAGUACAGAACCUUAUGGGUUUGAAACAGAAUCCAUCGAUAAAUUGUGGAAAUCAGAACAAAUUUCCUGUCAGAACCCUGAAGAUAUUGAAUGUAGAGCAGUAGAUUAUUCAGGACAAUCCUUGGAAUCUUUAGGACAAAAAGUGUAUUGCAAUACAUCCUUUGGACUGACAUGUUCAAAUAGGGAAAAUUUAAAUUUGAACAGCAUACCACCACUCUGUUAUAAUUAUGAAAUACGUGUAAAAUGUUGUAAUUCUUGCCCAACACCAGAGACAACAACAUCCACAACCACUCCUACAACAACAACUACUGAAACACCAACCCCCACAACAUCAGAGACAACAACAUCCACAACCACUCUUACAACAACUACUGAAACACCAACACCCACAACACCAGAGACAACAACAUCCACAACCACUCCUACACCAACAACUACUGAAACACCAACACCCACAACUCCAGAGACAACAACAUCCACAACCAGUCCUACAACAACAACUACUGAAACACCAACCCCCACAACACCAGAGACAACAACAUCCACAACCACUCCUACAACAACAACUACUGAAACACCAACCCCCACAACAUCAGAGACAACAACAUCCACAACCACUCUUACAACAACUACUGAAACACCAACACCCACAACACCAGAGACAACAACAUCCACAACCACUCCUACACCAACAACUACUGAAACACCAACCCCCACAACACCAGAGACAACAACAUCCACAACCACUCCUACAACAACAACUACUGAAACACCAACCCCCACAACAUCAGAGACAACAACAUCCACAACCACUCCUACAACAACUACUGUAACACCAACACCAACAGAGACAACAACAUCCACAACCACUGCUACAACAACAACUACUGAAACACCAACCCCCACAACACCAAAGACAACAACAUCCACAGCCACUCCUACAACAACAACUGAAACACCAACACCCACAACACCAGAGACAACAACAUCCACAACCACUCCUAGAACAACUACUGUAACACCAACACCAACAGAGACAACAACUUCCACAACCACUCCUACAACAACUACUGUAACACCAACACCAACAGAGACAACAACAUCCACAACCACUCCUACAUCAACAACAACAACAACUACUGAAACACCAACACCCUGUUACCCCAACAUCUGUAACUGGUCACUCUGGAUUGACAGCAACCCACCCAGUACAGAACCUUAUGGGUUUGAAACAGAAUCCAUCGAUAAAUUGUGGAAAUCAGAACAAAUUUCCUGUCAGAACCCUGAAGAUAUUGAAUGUAGAGCAGUAGAUUAUUCAGGACAAUCCUUGGAAUCUUUAGGACAAAAAGUGUAUUGCAAUACAUCCUUUGGACUGACAUGUUCAAAUAGGGAAAAUUUAAAUUUGAACAGCAUACCACCACUCUGUUAUAAUUAUGAAAUACGUGUAAAAUGUUGUAAUUCUUGCCCAACACCAGAGACAACAACAUCCACAACCACUCCUACAACAACAACUACUGAAACACCAACCCCCACAACAUCAGAGACAACAACAUCCACAACCACUCUUACAACAACUACUGUAACACCAACACCUAUAACACCAGAGACAACAACAUCCACAGCCACUCCUACAACAACAACAACUGAAACACCAACACCCACAACACCAGAGACAACAACAUCCACAACCACUCCUACACCAACAACUACUGAAACACCAACACCCACAACUCCAGAGACAACAACAUCCACAACCAGUCCUACAACAACAACUACUGAAACACUAACCCCAACAACACCAGAAACAACAACAUCCACAACCACUCCUACAACAACUACUGUAACACCAACACCAACAGAGACAACAACAUCCACAACCACUCCUACAACAACAACUACUGAAACACCAACACCCACAACACCAGAGACAACAACAUCCACAACCACUCCUACACCAACAACUACUGAAACACCAACACCCACAACUCCAGAGACAACAACAUCCACAACCACUCCUACACCAACAACUACUGAAACGCCAACACCCACAACUCCAGAGACAACAACUUCCACAACCAGUCCUACAACAACUACUGUAACACCAACACCAACAGAGACAACAACAUCCACAACCACUCCUACACCAACAACUACUGAAACACUAACACCCACAACUCCAGAGACAACAACAUCCACAACCAGUCCUACAACAACUACUGUAACAGCCACAACACCAGAGACAACAACAUCCACAACCACUCCUACAACAAUUACUGUAACACCAACACCAACAGAGACAACAACAUCCACAACUCCAGAGACAACAACAUCCACAACCAGUCCUACAACAACAACUACUGAAACACCAACACCCACAACUCCAGAGACAACAACAUCCACAACCAGUCCUACAACAACAACUACUGAAACACCAACACCCACAACACCAGAGACAACAACAUCCACAACUCCAGAGACAACAACAUCCACAACUCCAGAGACAACAACAUCCACAACCAGUCCUACAACAACAACUACUGAAACACCAACACCCACAACUCCAGAGACAACAACAUCCACAACCAGUCCUACAACAACAACUACUGAAACACCAACACCCACAACACCAGAGACAACAACAUCCACAACCACUCCUACACCAACAACUACUGAAACACCAACACCCACAACUCCAGAGACAACAACAUCCACAACCAGUCCUACAACAACAACUACUGAAACACCAACCCCCACAACACCAGAAACAACAACAUCCACAACCACUCCUACAACAACUACUGUAACACCAACACCAACAGAGACAACAACAUCCACAACCACUCCUACACCAACAACUACUGAAACAGCAACACCCACAACUCCAGAGACAACAACUUCCACAACCAGUCCUACAACAACUACUGUAACACCAACACCAACAGAGACAACAACGUCCACAACCACUCCUACAACAACUACUGUAACACCAACAGCAACAGAGACAACAACAUCCACAACCACUCCUACAACAACUACUGUAACACCAACACCAACAGAGACAACAACAUCCACAACCACUCCUACAACAACUACUGUAACACCAACACCAACAGAGACAACAACAUCCACAACCACUCCUACACCAACAACUACUGAAACAGCAACACCCACAACUCCAGAGACAACAACUUCCACAACCAGUCCUACAACAAUUACUGUAACACCAACACCAACAGAGACAACAACAUCCACAACCACUCCUACAACAACAACUACUGAAACACCAACCCCCACAACACCAGAGGCAACAACAUCCACAACUACUCUAACAACAACCAUUAGUAUGACAACAACUACUGUAACACCAACAGCAACACAGACACCAACCACAACCCCUUUAAUUAUAAGUACACAUUCAACAACCCCCCAAAAAACACACCCUCAAGUUUGCGGCUGCACAUACUUGAAUGAAACUUUCCUACCAAACUCUACGAUCUACAAUGUAACAGACAAAGCGGGUUGGUGCUUCUUUGCUUAUUGCAACGCCUCUUGUUAUACUGUAAAAUGGACUGGACCAUGUAACCCGCACCCGACUCAACCACCUCCCAAAAACUGUGAAAACAACCAUAAGCAUGGGGAUUCAUGGAUAGAAGAUUGUAAGAACAAAACCUGUGUUAAUGGUGAAAUUAAGGUUCAACCUCUACCAUGUGAGAAAUCCAGUAUACCUCAAUGUGUAAAUGGUCUAAAUCCUGUGUUUUAUGACAGCUGCUGCCCCAAAUAUGAGUGCCCAUGUCAAUGCUAUGGCUGGGGUGACCCUCAUUUCUUAACCUUUGAUGGAAAAUACUACGCUUUUCAAGGGAACUGUACCUAUGUGUUGAUGCAAGAAAUAAUCCCAAAAUACAAUAUCAGUAUCCAUGUUAAAAACUAUUACUGUGAUGUUAAAAACCAUCUGGCUUGCCCUGAGUAUAUAAUAGUAUAUUACAAAUCCUAUACUGUCAAGAUUACUAACACGGAAGUGAUAGAGGUGUUUGUUGAUGGUGAUAAAAAGCAACUUACAUUCGCAAACGAAGCCUUCAUUAUCACCUCAUCGGGUAUGACGGUGAUUUUGAAAAUUGCUGAAAUCAAAGCAGAAGUUCAUGUUACUCACAAGGGUUUUUCAGUGAACCUCCCAUUCUCCUACUUUCAUGGUAACACAGAGGGACAGUGUGGUGUUUGUGACAACAAUACCUCAAAUGACUGCAGACUUCCUAAUGGAACAAUUAAUCAAUCGUGUGAAUACAUGGCAGGAUUGUGGGCAGUACAACCAAACUGCACAACCCCACCACCUCAACCAAAGCCUCCAACUCCCGACUGCAAACCAAAAAUAUGUGAUGUCAUCAACAGCAACUUGUUCAAAAGCUGUCAUCAGUUCGUUCCUCCAGAAGGCUUUUAUCAGGCAUGCAAAUAUGAUGUGUGCCACAUGAACGAAACGUCCGUUGGCUGUCAGAGCGUGGAGGCCUACGCCAAGUUGUGUGGUCAGCAGUCUGCCUGUAUCGACUGGAGAAAUUCUGCAGAUCUUCAAGGGUUAUGUGCAUACAAAUGCCCCAGUAACAAGGUAUACAAGGCUUGUGGGCCUAAAGUGGAAAAAACCUGCAGUACAUGGUACAAUGAUAAAAUUGCAAAGGAUGAAUGCCAUAAUAAAGACUGCCUUGCAGAGGUCAUGGAAGGCUGUUUCUGUCCUAAUAACACAUAUCUGGUUAGUUCGAUGACAGAUGAAUGCACACCUUACUGCGAUUGCAUUGACUCUGAUGGGAUAUCUAGAAAGCCCGGAGAUACAUGGAAUUCAAGCUGUAAGACAUAUACAUGCUCCAAUGAGAGCUUUGGUAUUGUGUCAGAACCUAUGAAGUGUCCAAAUAUAACCUGUCCUAAUGGGUACAAAUCAGUUACUGAAAACUGCUGCCCAACCUGUGUUUGUGAUACUCAGAAGUGUUUUGAGAAGAGAUGUGAUAUUGGAUAUGAGCUGGCAGCAAAUAAAACAAAGGACAGCUGCUGUCCACCCUGUGUGCCUAAAGAUGUUUGUGUGUAUGAGGACACUGAGUACCAACCUGGGGUUAACAUCCCAACAGAUCCCUGCAAGCAAUGUAACUGUGGAAUGGAUAAAGAUCCAGCAACAAAGUUACAUACGGUUACUUGUGUCGAUCUAACCUGCACACCUUGUGCUGAGGGCUUUGAAGAGGUGAAAGUGGAAGGACAGUGUUGUGCAUUAUGUAAGCAAAAAGCCUGCAUAUACGAUGCACCAAACAACACCAAACUAAUUAUCCAGGUUGGAGAAGUGCUCACGCAGAAAUGUGAGAGCAUUUCCUGUCAGCGGAUUAAUGACACGUUUGUGCCGGUGAAGGCCGUGAAAACCUGCCCUGAAUACAAUUCAAAUGAAUGUGUCCCUGGAAGCGAGACAUCAGAUGCAGAUGGAUGCUGCAAGACAUGUGAGCACAGUAACUGUGUUCGAACGAGGAAUACGACCCAAAUUCACGUGAAUGGCUGCACCUCCAUUGGGCCUAUAGAAGUGACUUCCUGCAGUGGUCACUGUGACAGCCAGUCAAUGUAUUCAAUGGAGGCUAACAAAAUGAUGCACAGCUGCUCUUGUUGCCGAGAGAGUAAAAUCAGCACUAAAGAAGUGAAGCUGAAGUGUCCUGAUUACAGCGAGAUCACGUACAGCUACGGCUACACUGAAAGCUGUGAAUGCACACUAACAAAGUGCAUAGAUUAGAAUACUUCUAGCAUAAAAUGUCUUUCAGUUUUUGCCUUGAUUACUGUUGAUUUAAACAUUAUCUGUUGAAUAAGAAAGCUAUUAAAUUAAUGUAAGCGAUUGUAGUGCAUAAUUCACAAACAUUACUUUGGUGAAAAAUUCCACUAUACAGCUUUUUGUUUGUAGUUUGACUUUGAUAGGGUGCUAAGGGAAUUUUGGGAACUGUAUUUCUUUUUCCGGCUUUAUCCUCUCUAUAACUGAAUGAUAUAUAUUGAAUGCUAAAAUGAAUGAUGAAUCCAAUAAAGCAAAAUAAACAGCA